UGGGUGUUGUUAUAUGUGUCACUCAUAAAUGAGAAGUGAUCAGAUUUAGCAGAGCAGUUGAACCAAAAAUGAAGCAACAGGCUUGGAACCCUGGAGCCCUUCUCGUUGUAAUUCUGCUUGGGGCAGUGUCCUUCACAUUGAGUGAUCCCUUCAUAUCAAUAGUGUCAAAGGGAGAAUCGGCUACCCUGUACUGUAAUGCAUCACUUCAAGCAGGAUCACAGGCCCAGUGGACAAGGAGAGGGGUCAGUGGGGAUAAAUGUGUGAUUGUGACCAGACAGGAGGAUGGAAGAGUUGUUAAAGAAAUAAAAGAUCUACAGAAUCGGUUUCAAAUAGAUGACCGCUUUAGCAUUCAUUUUGAGAGAGUUGAUCCAGGAGACCUUGGAACCUAUGAGUGUGGAGGACGUGAAACAAGUUUAAUAGUACUGGCAGAUCCCGCCAGUCACACAGUAUCAGAGGGAGAGUCAGUAACCCUGCACUGUGGUGACUCGGCAGAUCUAGCAGGGGCAGGGAGUGUCAGAUGGAAGCAGGUUAAUGGAGGCACUGGUCAUUCUAUUCUGUACAAAGAUCCAGCAGGAAAAACUGUAACACAAGUAAAUGAUCCAGACCAUCGAUAUGAACUUAGACUCAACUCAUCCCUUUACAUAAGGAAAGUAAAAUCAGCAGACUCUGGGAGAUAUGAAUGUAAUGGGAUCCAUGUGGCUGAUUUAAAGGUGCUGACUGCUACUUCAACAACAACUACUGCAAAAACAACAAAACUAACAGAAAGUACACCGAGUAGUGAAUCAACCACAACUACUUCCAAAGCAACAGCUGUCUCAACUACGGAAUCAAACAAAAUAUCAUCCACAGCUCCUUCAAAACAAACAACAGUCCUGACCACACCUCCAAAGAAAGAAACCGCUACAAAUGUUGCCCUAUUCACUGCUGUGGGUAUUAUCAUACCAAUUCUGGCAGCUGCAAUAUUCAUCUUCUUUUGGAAAAGAAGAUCAAUGACAAAAGAAAGUCAAGACAACACAGGUCAUGUUUAUGAAACCGUGAAGGAGCCAACAACAGCCAAAAACAACUUCCAGGACUGCAAAGAACAUGCAUAUUACUCAGUUAUCCAGGAACCAAACGCUCUCCAAAACAAUCCUCAGACCUCUAAAGAAUCUCAGUAUGCACUGGUGCAGCUGUCAAAUGUUGACAAAAACAACUACCAGGACUGCAAAGAACAUGUAUAUUACUCUGUUAUCCAGGAACCAAACACUCUUCAAAACAAUCCUCACACCUCUAAAGAAUCUCAGUAUGCACUGGUGCAGCUGUCAAAAGUUGAGGAAAACAGUGACCAGGAUAAAAAGGAAACGGAAUACUCACUUUUGCAUGCCCCCAAAGCAACAGACUGCAAAUCUCAAAACAGUAAGGAACCCGAGUAUGAACUUGUGAAAGCACCAAAGGAAAAACUCGAAUCUCAAGACAUUAAAUAAUUUGAAUAUGCCUUUGUGCAAGCACCAAAGGAUGUCAAAUGAGAGUGAAGAGGAUCCCAUAUCUAGUUCUAAUAGACUCUGAACAGAGAAAACAAAGUUGCCUAUUGUCUAUUGAUUCAAACCCAGCUACAAGAGAGAGAGAAGAUGAUACAAUACCCUUUAAACUGCAAAUAUCACCUCAUCUUUAUCCUCAUUUGCGUUUAUUUAUUUAAAGAUUAUGAAUGUGAUAGCUUAUGAUUUCUUAUUGUAAUGCACUGCUAUAUACAGUGAAGUCAUUUUGUAAAUUAAGUACACCAUGUAAAUGUUUAAAUGUGAUUAAAUGUCAUAGCUUAUUACAA
Messenger RNA from Acipenser ruthenus (sterlet), 1801 nucleotides. RefSeq lists its product as uncharacterized. The transcript has 16 exons. Bases 69 to 1463 code for a protein of 464 amino acids. The record is from RefSeq and is a predicted model, not a curated record. NCBI's taxonomy places the organism in Eukaryota, Metazoa, Chordata, Actinopteri, Acipenseriformes, Acipenseridae. Gene Ontology annotation, biological process: response to bacterium.